Molecule: messenger RNA, 3432 nt
Organism: Tachysurus fulvidraco (yellow catfish)
Lineage: Eukaryota; Metazoa; Chordata; Actinopteri; Siluriformes; Bagridae
Gene: efnb2b
Product: ephrin-B2b
Exons: 5
Coding region: 364-1323 (319 amino acids)
Biological process (GO): ephrin receptor signaling pathway; blood vessel morphogenesis; axon guidance
Cellular component (GO): plasma membrane
Molecular function (GO): ephrin receptor binding
Source: RefSeq, a predicted model, not a curated record
GGCGGCGAAGUGAACUGCGAGUGCAGCAGUGAGUUCUGCCACGAAACGAGUCAUUUUGACAACGUCUCUGAUUGUGGGGUUUUCUUUGGGGACGAUGUCAGCGUAAUUUCAUGAUUUUUAAGGAGUCAGACGAUUCCCUGAAAAACAAUUCACACCUGGAUUAUUUACAGAGUUCUUUAUAAAGAGGAAACAAUCUGGAUAAAGAACCAAGGACGGAAUUUGGCGGAAUUUGCAGUUUGUUUUUAUUUUUUUGUAUAUUGAAUAUAUGAAAUAAUCCGACUCCUGAUUUGGAGAUUACCAUUAUUUACUAACUUGUCAGGUUGAUAAUCCCGGGAUUGACUUGUAAUCCCAUUUCCCACCGUCAUGGAUUUGAUGUGGAAAACUCUGCUCGCACUGUUGCUCAUCGUAUGUCGACUGAAACUGUCCGUGUCCACGAUUUUAGAGUCCAUUUACUGGAACACGUCAAACACAAAGUUUGUACCUGGCAAAGGCAUCACCUUGUACCCUCAGAUCGGGGACAAAAUGGACAUUGUGUGUCCCCGACUCAGGCCUGGCCAGAGCGCUAGCACCCGUAUCGAAUAUUUCCGUGUGUACCUGGUCACACAGGAACAGCUUGAGAGCUGCAGGGUGGAGAAGGACAACGUGGCGCUGCUGAACUGCGACAAGCCAGACCAAGAUGUCAAGUUCACCUUCAAGUUUCAGGAAUUCAGUCCCAACCUGUGGGGCCUUGAGUUUUUUAAAGGCAAAGACUACCAUGUUAUCUCUACAUCAAACAGCACAUUAGAAGGCCUGGAUAACAUGGAUGGCGGUGUGUGCAAAACCAAUUCCAUGAAGCUGGUGCUCCGAGUGGGACAGAGUCCUAGUGAUGCAGUCUCAGAGAAAGAACAUCCUAAACACUCAGACAGCGACCACCAGAGCACCUCCAGCAAAGACAACGAUGUGCUCAGCAAAGUCGAACAAGACAGAAAUGGUGGCGAGUCUGUGGGUGUGUCUGGCUCAGAGGUGGCCCUGUUCACCGGAGUGGCCUCAGGAGCCUUCGUCUUGGUGGUUCUCGUCAUCGUGGUUCUGGUGGUGUUCACACGUCGCCGCCGCCGCCGCAAGCAGGCGGCUCAGUGUUCAGCCCCACUGGCGCUGCACCCCAUCCCCAAGCGCAACAACAACAACAACGGCUCGGAACGUAGCGACAUCAUCUUCCCACUGCGAGCCUCCGACAGCUACUACUGCCCCCACUACGAGAAGGUGAGCGGGGAUUAUGGCCACCCAGUCUACAUUGUCCAGGAAAUGGAGCCCCAGAACCCAGCAAAUGUUUACUACAAAGUCUGAACUAAUCAGAACCUUUGAGCCUCAUCCAAGACUGAAAAGAAGUUCUCAAUCGAGAGAUUGAUUGCUCAGAAUAAAUGAAUCAGAAAUAAAUGACUCUUGGAAAGAAGCCAUCAACUGUCCAGGAGCACUGAAAGCCCCGGAACGGUCUGAAUCACUGUCUGGGUUGGGGAAUUACUGCUUCUAAAACAUGGACGCCGUGUGAUUUGUAUCAGUCCGGGACUGAAAGCUUUGAGGCUGUAAGUGUCGACUGAGAGCUUGUGCUCAAGUUUCAGCCUGGCUGUAGAAAAGAAACAUGCUCCUGGCUCAAGCCAGUGAAUCAGAGACAAAUGACUCUUGGAACGAAGUGAGGACUUUCUCUCAGCUCUCCAGUCAACACUUUAAUUCAUUAUGGCACACUGAGGUGCUACAGUAUCGAUUCAUGACGGCGUCUUGCUCAGGGGAGGAAAACGGAGCCAAACCCGCACAGACCUGUAGAAACAAAAUCCACAGAUUUACAUCCUGAAAAAAAAAAAAACUGAGUUAGGGCAAUAACUUUCAAGCUACAUAAUCAUUACCCAUUUGUGGGAGGUUUACAUUUUACUUCUUGUACCUCUUCUCAGUCUCAGGGCAGAAAAAUUAUGAUUGGAGAUCUGCAACGGUCAAUGAAAUGGAGACGCUGCAAAAAUUUACUGUUUUCAUUUUCUUUUUGAUAUAAAUUGCAAAGUUGCGCUAAUUCCCUAAGUGAACCUGCUUUUUUUCACUUGUAGACGUUUUUCUGAUACAUAUUUCCUUCCUCAUUUGGAUCUGUUUAGACAGGAAGUUCUCCUGAGGAACUAAUGAGUGACCUCUUGAGUUCUUAACUUAAAUCCAACAAGAACCUCGAGCAGUUUCUAAAGAAAUGUUGACGUAAAUAAAGUUCAGAGUAUGUGUUUAUAAUUGCUCAGCUUUAAAAAUCUUUUGUUGUUUAGCUACAUAAACUAGGCAGACAACAGAAACUUAGUCUUACCUUGGAAUUGUGUUUUGUUUGUACUUUGCAAAACUGCAUUUUUUCGUUAAACGAAAUUGAGCUGCAAAUGAAGAACAAGGAAUAUUCACCAAAAAAAAUCAUGUUUGACCUCUCUUACAAAAACAUUUGUUUAAAUUCAAAAUACUUUCCAUAAUUUGAUCAAAAGAAAAAUAUAACAAUUUGGGAAACUUAACCUUGUAGAACUGUUUGGAAGCAACAAACCAAAAAACUUAGCUAGAGAUAACCAUUCAUAAAAUAAAAACACAAUUUCUUGCACAAUUUUUUUCAAUAAAAUAUGUGUUGAAAUUUGAUCUAAAUGUUUUGUUUUUAUUUUAUCUCCCAUCCCAAAAUCCUUAGCAGUGAAAAACACUAGCCUUUUAAAAGUUUAUUUUAUUUUGGAACUAUGUUACUUGACGAAAACUGACCAAACAACAACAAAACAAGAAAACGAGUCAGCGCUAAACACCAGUAUCAUACAUUACCAUUUUUGGAGAACUAGCCUUGCUUUUCUGCCCUGAGAUGAGAUUUAUCUUAAAUGAAUAACCCCCCAUCCCCUCCCAGGCCCUUCUUAACAUGUUCAAGCAAACUACAACCUUAAAGUCUAGUUCUAUAAUGGAUAAUAUUAUAUUUGACAGUCGGAGAAGCAGAAGGUUAUGGGAGCAGAUCUGUUGGCGUGCACUCCGUCAACAAAGCUUGAAUGUUCAGGAAAAAUGAGAGGCUUUAAGUCUUAGCGAAUUUGCAUCACAAGCCAGUUUGGUUGUCUGGUAAAGCAUGAAGAUUGAGUCAUAAUUUUGGACGCCAUGCAGAAGCAUGUUGAUGGUAAAGCUGGAAGAGAAAUGUUUUCUGCAUCCCUUAAUGCAUAUCAGGUUCCUGCUGCUUCUCCUCCAUAUGUUGUUUCUGCAUCAGGGUGUCUGACACAUUUAGCACGAUUUUCAGACUGCAUGUGGUUCUGGAUCUCGCUGCCUUGGGCGUCUUGUCAUGGACUUUUAAUCAACACAUAAAAGACAUGUCCUCUUUGUUUACCCAGAAAUGUAAAUACUACCUAAAGCCUUUUUUGUCAUAAAUUAUGUUUUAAGUUAUGGUUUGUAUAGAUCCAUAAAGAAGAUUGUUUCUUAUUUCCUUCC